Messenger RNA from Ustilago hordei, 2022 nucleotides. RefSeq lists its product as uncharacterized. The record is from RefSeq and is a predicted model, not a curated record. The transcript has a single exon. The coding region runs from base 1 to 2022 and encodes 673 amino acids. Lineage: Eukaryota; Fungi; Basidiomycota; Ustilaginomycetes; Ustilaginales; Ustilaginaceae.
AUGACCAUCAUGGACGGCGAAGACAUGCAGAGGCUAUGGUCUCUCAUAGAAGACCUUACCAAUCAACUCCAAGCCAAUCGACAACUCUGUGAAUCUCUCCAACAACAAGCCGAUCAACUCCGCGGCCAAGCCAUCCACUCCGGCACCGGAUUCGCACUUCGCAGGUUCAACACCGAUCUUUCCAAAGAAAAAUUCGAAUCCGAACUCGAGACUCUCAAUGCCCAUCUCGUUAAGGAGAAUCUGAGCUUGUCGCACGAGAACAAGCAACAGGCUGUACUAUUGCGAGAGUACGAAAACACGCUCGAGACGGUCAUGGCCAAGUUCAGAAGCUUUUCACAUUCCACACAACAACAUACGUUGCAGUUGACACAGCAUUAUGAAUCCUUGUUGGCGCAGACCACGCAUAAUGCGGCAGAACAGACUUUGGCUGCUGAGACGGCGUUCAGUGGGACUUUGACACAUUUGGGUGGAAUGGUUAGGAGGGCGCUGCAGUCUUUGGACGGUGAGGUUAGUGAUAAUGAUGAGGAGGAGGAGGAAGGAGAGGGGGACGGGAGUGGGAGUGGGCGGAAAAGGAAGUCGAAGCGUGGAUGGGUGCAAGAUCCGAAAUGGUAUGGGUCAGGGGGGUAUACUGGCAAAACGACGGAUCCUGUUGCGCUGCGUGCGGAUGAAGCGCUGGAGCAGUUAACAGAAGAGGAGAGGUUGCGGAUGGAGAAUGUUACCCUGCGCGAACUUCUCGGGUUGAAGGAGAAGAGCGAUGCGUUGUUGUCAGCCGGUAGAGCAGGUGGCCUGGUGCAAGCAGAUGUAAACGCAGCUGCUGCAGCGCCAAAGCCCAUGUCACCAGCAGAACGACGUGCGUCACUGACAGUAGACGAAGCAGCGAUUGCAGCAGAAGCAAGCGGUCAGCCCCCAUACAAAGCUCUAUCAAUAUCUUCCACUACACGACCUGGAGAAGAGAGCAGUGUGGAAUCAGCGACUUCACCGGCUCGUGCAUCACCCAAGCUCACAUCCGCACUCGAGCGCAAGGAUCAGAUCAUUGAAGAAGCCAUCUCGGCAGAGGACGAGAACAAUGCUGGGAGAGGACGUCAAGCUGGAGAGACGAGCCUGAUCGUUGAGGCGGCGGCGAAUGGCGAGGCUUCGACCAAUACAGCAGCACUGCCCUUCGUGUUUGCAGCAGAUGAUGCAGAGGAAGCACCCUCGUCCAUCGAGGAGCUUCGAGCUUCGGCCGCAGCUAAGCAGGAGAAUGGUGAGACUACGCAGGUGCAUGCUACUCUUCCCGACACAACCGGUGCCGCGACUGAUGCAGACGAAAUCACACCGAUCGACGAAGUGGAUGUGCCCAGCUUGGCAGAGCCGGCAUCGAGUGCAGAGCCGAACCUGCUGGCAGAGGCGUCGCCUCCAGCGUUGGUGUCGACUGGGAUUGAAGAUAGUGAUGCCAAGACCACUGUCACUUCUGCAUCUGGUAUCGAUGUAGCUGAGUCGACGGGUGCUGCACCUUCUUCACUCACGCAAACACGGUCGGCUGCGUCAACUGCUUCCUCCAGUUCCUCCUCAUCACCCUCGCUUUCUGCCGGCACCAGCGAGACUUCCACCUCGGUCGUCGAGACUGAGGCCAAAGAGGAAGCCGAAGCCGAAGCCGCUGCCGCUCCUCCAGCUGACAGUGCAAAAGAAGACUUUGCGCCCGUCGUAAGCGAGCCUUCAGCGGCGGCGGCGGAGACAAAAGAGGCUGUUUUGCCCGCCGAACCAGCCAAAGCGGACAAUGCUAGUGCCUGGCCAGAAGCAGUGGUCCUAGCAGAUGCAAAAGGCACAACAGCACCUGUUUCAAGCACGGAGGAGAAGGAGAAGGCUGGUGCUGCAGCGGCUCCUGUGAAAGAGACAAGGGCUCCAUCUACAGCGAAUCAAGGAGGCGGCGGUAAGAAGGACGGGCAAGCAUCGCCGGCGAAGAAAGGUGGGCGAGGGCAUAGGGGUAAGGGAAACAGGCAUAACAAGUCGAAUUCGAGUGCUUCGAAUAAGGGCGGGUUUUGA